Cimex lectularius (bed bug) is the source of this 1111-nucleotide messenger RNA. RefSeq names its product methyltransferase-like protein 2 (gene Mettl2). NCBI's taxonomy places the organism in Eukaryota, Metazoa, Arthropoda, Insecta, Hemiptera, Cimicidae. Gene Ontology annotation, molecular function: tRNA (cytidine-N3)-methyltransferase activity. The transcript is spliced from 6 exons. The coding region runs from base 96 to 995 and encodes 299 amino acids. The record is from RefSeq and is a predicted model, not a curated record.
GAAGGUGGAGCACAUUGAUUCUGUGUAGUUCCUUUAAGCUAGAAUCAACUUGACGUUUUUCAUAUUUUAAUUAGUGUAGUUUGCAUUUAAAAAUAAUGGAUGCUGAAUGGAGAGAAGAGGACAAACGGCCGCAAUUUGGAGCUAGAUUUUUAACAAACGAAGGAGAUGUGUAUCAACACAAUGCCUGGGACAAUGUUGAAUGGAACCCAGAGCAGGUGGCUCUUGCUGAAAAGUUAGUCAAUGAGAGCUCAAUGCACCUGAUGGAUAUGGAAAUGCAAGAGACGCUUAAGCGAACUGCGAACAUUCAGUGGGAUGCUUUUUACAACAUACACUCAAAUAGAUUCUUCAAAGACCGACAUUGGCUGUUUGUAGAGUUUCCUGAACUCAUACCGAAAGAGGAUAAAAAUAAAGAUAAAAUGCUUCUGUGGGAAAUCGGCUGCGGUGUCGGAAACACAGUUUUUCCCGUACUCAAGUACGCAGCUGACUCAAACUUGUUCAUUUACUGUUGCGAUUUUUCCGAGACAGCUGUCGACAUUCUUAAAAAUCAUGAAGAAUUUGAUGAAGCGAGGUGUUGUGCGUUUGUAUGCGAUGUAACAUCAGAAAACGCUGAAAUGCCAUUUGAGGAAUCAAGCCUAGAUAUAAUCAUUUUAAUAUUUGUCCUGUCAGCUAUUGUCCCAGAAAAAAUGGAGAUUGUAGUGAAGCAAGUCUAUAAGUAUUUGAAGCCUGGAGGUCUCGUCAUUCUUAGGGAUUAUGGCAAGUACGACAUGGCCGAGCUAAGGAUCAAGUCAGGAAGGUGUUUGCAGGAGAAUUUUUAUGCUAGAGGGGACGGCACAUUUGUUUACUUCUUUACACAAGAUGAAAUUAAAGAUUUAUUCAUGAAAGUCGGAUUUCAAGAGGAGCAGAAUCUAGUUGAUCGGCGGCUGCAGGUUAACAGGGGAAAAAAAUUAAAAAUGUAUCGUGUCUGGAUACAAGCAAAAUACAGAAAACCAAUCUGAAAUUUAGUAUAUAACAGCUUUAUACUUGAAUGAAACGAUACAUGACAUUUAUUUUAUUAUCCCCACUAAAGUGCAAAUAUUUAGUUUAAUAAGAUGAUUUUCAAUUUUACAAUUAA